UAUGUUCCAAUUUGCUAAUGUUUGAAAAAUGCAAAUCCUGUUCAAUGUAAAAAAGUUAUUUAUUUUAUUUUUUUAUAUGUUUUUUUUUAAACCCAGAUAUCUCAAAUUUCACAUUUUAGAGCUUUAAUUGAAAUACCGUGAUUCUGUAAAACUGUGAUAUUUUUGCUUAAGGUUAUCAUACUGGAACAUAGUCUAGUUGGAAUCAUUGAAUUUAAUAAAAUAUUUUGGUAAACUCAUGGGGGGGGUACCCUAAUCCAGCCUGUUUGCUUGGUAAAUUAGGACUUUUAAUUUAACAAUUUACCUCACGUAUUGAAAAUAAUUUAACUCUUAAAUACCUGCUACAUGAAGCAAUUAUCAGAGAAUCCCAAAAUUUGAAAAAUAAGGUCCUAAUGAAACUUUUUUUUUCAAAUUUGUAAAAAGAAAUGUCAAAAUGAAUAUGUGUAGUAAGUGCUGUAAUAUCUAUAACCCUUGCUAAAUCCUGUUUUUUUUUUUUUUCCCUCCUGGAACCUACAGAUGCAUGUGUUGACUUGCACUAAAAAAAAAAAAAGGCAAAAUUCUGAAUUAGUCUCAAAAUCAUGAAAUUUUAGGUGUAUCAAAUGUGAUACAUUCGGCAAUAAAGGGUUAAUGCACCUUCUGGUGGUAAAACUGCAAUGAUAAUGUCUAUCUACGGUCAGCAAACUGAUGGAUAUUGGACAUGUACUGCAUAACAGUAAGGCCACUGUUUCUGCAGAGGUAAUGUACUGCCACCUCGUGGUAGGUGGCAUGUUGAACUCUUUUCUCAAGGAACCGCUUUUACAUUAGAAUAUUUUAAUCACAAAUGCGCUUUCUAAAAACCUCCCGGAGACCUUGACUUAUUGUGUUUCAUGAAUAGCACGAGUGGAUGAACAGGUUUAUUGUACCAUCUGCUGUCUUAUGGAAGCGCAUUUUCAUUGUUCUGCCUUUCUCUCGCAAAGGUGAGUAAACAAUUAAUAAAUCAUAUUUAAAAAAACAAAACAAAAAAAGUACAAUUAGAUAUUUUCUCGUUGCACUCCUCACUAGAUAGGGUGCAGCAGCACUCUGCUUGGGGAAUUGCAUCUCGAGUCUCUUAAGUGUCAGCCGGGCCACAUCCCUUGCAAAGCAUCCCAAGAGAAGAUAGAUGUGUGAAUCAACCUAUUUCAGCAGUACUCUUCAUAAACAAUACACAUAGGCAUGAAUGUCCCUGCAAACGUGUUUUUCUUCCCUCAGCUUGAUAAGAGCAAUCCUGGGGUGAGGGCUCGCCCUCCAUGAGAAAGGGGGGUAGUGGCAGUUGUUCCAUUUUGAAAUGCAAAUUGUACAAAGUUGCUUUUUUGGUGGCAUAUCAUUCAAGUCUAGCUGAAUCCCGUUCUUUGUGAAUUUCGGCAAAAGUUUGACGACAACACGGAUAGUUUGGCAACCAAUUACAGGGCAAUGAAUAGUAAACGAUGCACUUAGUAGGAAUUUAUCCUAUACCAGCUGCACAAAUGUGAGUUAUGCGAACCAUUUAAUUCCUGAGAUUUUUUUUUUCCUUUUUAUGAGAAAGUUUUAUAGGCAUUCACAAAUUUGUUCUCGCUUUUUAACCCAUCACAGCAGUGAACUCGGUGGACAAUGGAGCAGCAAGCAGCUUUUUCCAGCAUCUAGCGUUCGGGAGGCUUUUCAGACUUUAGCUAGCUAUGAUCCUCGCUAAUGUUUUCUCGUUUCUUUGAGGUAAAAACAUACAUUAGUACUCCAUCAGUGAAGGAUGGAUCUGUGUUUUUUUUUUUUGUGGCAAUAUAAUUGUCCCAUUUUCUCCCAAAUACUUCCAAACCUUAGAGUGCAGAUGUACAGUGUAAUGUAGGGUGACCAUAUUUUGACUUCCAAAAAAGAGGACGCUCGGCUCGGCCUCGAGAUACUUCAAUUUUACUCGAAGAUCACUCAGAGAUGCCUAUAUCCCCCACUUUUUUUACUCAACUGGUUACUCAACAGGCUUUAUUCUUCCUAAAAAAUAAUCAAACAAAAAAACAAAAACAAAAAAAACGAAUAAUGAUUUUAAAAAAAUAAUAUAAUGCAGACCCAUGGAAAUGUAGUCCAGUCAAUUCACACACACAGCAGGGUAUGUGCCAACUCAACAUUUGUUUGAAUUACUAUCACGACAAUUGUCGUUGACAAAAUGUUAUUCCCAAUCAAUUUUUAUUCUCAUUCAAUGUUCUAGAUUGUACGCAAACAAUAACCAAAAUAAACUGACAAGCUAUUCAACCAGCAUGUUUCCAAACGCAGCAAUUGAAAACUCCAUUGCCCAUAAUGCCUAGUGUGGCUGAGCUCACUGAUUGCUACCCUAUUAGCGACUACGGGAGCCAAGGCAAAGUCAGACUUGGCUAUAAAAGUUUACUAUCAUUGGCAGCGCAUAGAUGCGACAACAAACGGGAUCUUACAGAUUACACCAGUACAAAUCUCUGACAGGAGUCAACAGUUGCCAUUAUAUACGUACUAAUCAUAAAAAAAAACAAUGUAGCUAUUUAGCUAUACUAGUAUUCAACCACUAACUAACGCAGAACAAUUACUCAUACAAUAUACUGUAUCUCUGUGUACACAUAUAACCCUAUAUACAACAGAAGACAAGUGAUCGACAUUAACAGGAGAUAAACUUACAGAAAGGUGUAUGGAGCCACGUCUUGUAGAACUCCGUAUUGAACUCCUUACUGUAGUCUGAUCUCUCGUCAAACCAUCAGUAGAUGGUGGUAAUUACCCAUGAAACAAAGGGUAAAUUGCCAACAAAAAGAAGAACAAUAUCUACUCCUUCUCUCGCCCCUACUAGUAGGAGCCACGUCAACGCAGGCAGGCGCUGCCCCCUAGUGGCCGGAGGAAUUCUCUUCAAAUUGGUCCUGUGAAAAAUCAUAAAAACCAGACAUUUUCAUAAAUUUAUGAAACCAGGCUGGACGCUCCGGAGGGCACGUAAUAAGAGAACUUGUCCGGGCAAAAGAGGACAUUUGGUCACCCCUAGUGUAAUGCAGUAUACAGCGGUAUAUAGCAUGCAAUGACAAAUCACCAAUAAUUAAUCAACUGACCUAAAUCCAAUUGAGUAUACAUUUCUCUUGCUAAAAACAAAACUGAUAGGGAAAUGCUUAAAGAACAAGACAGUUGUCAUCUGACUGGUAACUCAUCACCAAGGAGGCAAUAUAGUGUCAUAUGAUCUCUAUGAAUUGUAUUGACUGCAAAGGAUUUGCAACCAAGUAUUAAAAAGUAAAAGUUUGAUUUUUGAUCGUUAAUUCAUUCUAUUACUUUUUGACCCUUAUAACAUGGGUGGAAUACAUACAAAUUAAGCACUUACCAAUUACCCAAGGGGAAGGAAAAAAAUCACGGGCAAGCACCUUUUAAAUUACAUAUGCCCAAUCUGGCAAGCACAUUAAAAAUAUAUGUAUUUGCGUUGGCCGCAUGAAUCAGUUUGGACUCUAUCGGAAAGUUAUUUUUCCUGCCAAAAAAUUAUAACUGGUAACAUAACGGAUUACUUUCUGCAGAGUAAUGAGAGUAAUGCAACUACCCCCAACUUUGAUUCUUCAUAAAUUUUCACCAAAUACCAGUCCAACUUUUCAGUUCUUUGCAUAGUUCUGUACGUAUUUCUGACAUUAGCUAUUUAAAGUUAACUAAUUUCCACAUAUUGGAGCACUUUGGCAGCAGUGAUGUACAGCAAAUAUUAGAUAUCCUCUAUUGUUGGUCUCUGCAAUUGUGUACAACAUGACAUAACAGGUAUUAUUUUGCUACACAUUGUUACUUUUGGGCUAUAUUUCAAGUCCAAUCUCAUAAGCGGAUUUUAAGGGGGGGGCAGGGGGCCGCCCCCCCGGUGGCCGAAUAGUAUCAUUGCAUGUAAUUGACUUUCCUAUAUAUAUAAAAGUUGUAAAGCAAUAAAACUGCUACAAAAAUGAAUGAAAUUAACCAAAAAAAAUAUUUUUAUAAUGGCUUAAAAUUAUUUUUCGAACAGAUCAUGUGACUAGCACCUUAGACGGUCAUUUGCUUUGCAUAGAAUAUAAAAAAAAAUAAUAAUAAAAUAUAAAUAUAUAUAUAUAUAUAAGGGGAGGGCAAUUUUAUUUUUCAAAUGAUUUUUUUUCUUAGAUUGAAAAUAUUUUUUUUGAUUGAAGCAACUUUUUGGGGGAUUGAAUGUUUUAGACACAAAUGUCCUACCAUAAUAUGGCCCAAACACAAAAAGGAUUGCUUCAAUCAAAGAACUUUUUCGAUGAAAAAUUAAGUGUUCAAAUGCAAAUUUUUCAAUCUCAAAUAUUUUUUCGCAUUCAAAAACUUUUUCUAUAAUUGAAAUUUUUCUUUUUUGGAUUGAAGUGAUUUUUCUUUUGGAAAAUACAUUUUUUGAAGCAACUUAUUUGUUGAUUGAAUAAUAAAGACAAAAAUGUCCUAGCCAAAAUGUGGCCCAAACACAAAUCAACAUUACUUCAAUUAUUUAAUUUGCUUCAAUCAAAAAAAAAAAAAAAAAAAAAACUCAAAUAAAAUAAAAAAUCAAAGAAAAAUAGCUUUCACGUGCAUUUUUUUGGGUUGAAAAUAUAUAUUUUGAUUGAAACUUUUUUUUUUUAUUGGAGCAACUUUUUUUGAUUGAAUACUAUAGACACAAAUCUACCUCCAUAUGGCUCCGCUCAGGGGGUACAAUUUUUGACUGGGGUAACUACACUGGCAGGACACCGGCGGGCAUACCGUAUUCAAUGGAUGACGAUCUUGGCGAAAAGUAUUGCCUAAGCAGCCUGAUUUAGAAUUAAAUAAUUAAUUAAAAUUAAAUUAAAAUAUUUGUUUAGAACCAAAAAAUACUCAUUGUCAACUUAUUAUUAUAAAUAUUCUUGUAAGCUGAUUUUAUUGCUGACACUACGUUUCGGGGUCAUCAACAUGUUGUGCCCCCCCUGCCCCAAAAGUCACACCCCGCCUAUGUCAAAUCUAUAUAUUCCUUACAUAAAAUAUCUCUUUGCAGUCUUUUGCAUUGCACAAAAUAAUAAAUCUCGAUUUGUAAAAAAACAAACAAACAAACAAACAAAAAAAACAGAUCUUAAAGAAAAAAAGGGCAUAUUUGGAUUCAGCACUCCAAAAUUACAUAAGAACAAGUGUUUGAUUUACGACUGCAACAACUAAUCGAUUAAUAAAUAAGUUGCCAACGAAUUUGAUAAUUGAUUUUGGCCGGCAGCUAUGAGCAUUUCCGUUUGGGUCCUUGUUUGUGUGUAAUGUGAUGCUCCGCGCUUCCGCCCGUGAUUAGAGAAAGAGAUAGAAAGUUCAAUGCUGCACUCAGGUUGGGUUGCUGAAUCAAUAAUACUGUACUACGAAAUGUCGAAAGUUAGAUUGUCUAUAAAGAUCGAUUGAUAUGGGUUUUUCAGGACCGAUACUGAUUAUUAGUAGUUUGAAGGGCUGACAACGGAUUUUUGGAACCGAUAUUCAUUUGUUGUAAAAGUGUAAAAUUGGCGUAAAAAAUUGAAUGAUGCAAACACUGAACUUAAUUGAAAUGCCUAAAGCAAAUAGAAAAUAACAGCUCCAGAAGUGCCUCAAUUUACUAGAUUCAGAAACAGCUCUUAUAAAGUUAGAUAAUAAUGCAUCAGACUGCUUCUGAGCCUCAAUAACCCCGUUUUGAAUUGAUUUUUUACAUAUCGGCCGGUCGGAUUAAAAUUCUGACUUACCUCAAAUUUCCAAAUAUCGGCGCCGAUAAUCGGCCCGACCGGUUAUCGGUCUAACUCUAAUUGUCUUUCAGAGGUGAGUAAAUGAAGCCAACUACAGUAUUUUGUUUGUAUUCUUUGUUGAUGAGACGUUACUACUUAGCACAAAGCGCUACGCUCGUUAGCGUUUAUGCUAAUCAUUGUCCUAUUGUCCGUUUGUAUUGUGUUUUGGAGACGCUUAUUAGCACUUGAGUUAUCGUUACCAUUUAUAUAAGCCUUUGCGACAAUAAAAAAAAAUGUCAGUUGGCAGCACUUUUAUUUGAAUGAACAGGACUUCUGUCUUAUUUGUGUACUGAGAAAUUAUUUUUAAGUUUUAUACUCGGAACCUUUAUUAAAAACUUAAAAUAUUUUAUGCACUUAAGAGUUGUAGACUACAGUUAAGUCAGGAAGCUUUAGUAAAAUAUUAUUUUUGAAGGAAAUAGUCAUCCAUUUUGUCUUCACUGUUACUUACAACAUGCCUAAAACAACUUCAAGUUAAAUUGUGAAGGUAAUUGAAAAGAAUGACAAUUAUCCGAUUAUCAAUUAUAAAAAUAAUCGUUAGUCGCAGCCCUAUUGCAUCAAUGCAAUAUUGCCUCUGCUAAGCAAAAAUUUCGGUACACUUGGCAAAAUGGGGCAAACUGUAGUUUGCGACAGGCAAAUUCCCUAAAAUGUUCAUUUUGAGCCCUGUGCGAUACCUUCACAGGUCACCUGAAUUGCAUACAAAUACCAUCAAAUUGAAGCUGAAAGUCUACAAUCUUCAGAUGAAUAUGUAGCAUAUGUCUACUUGAGCAGUUGUCUUAUAUAGAGAUUGUGAUUCAUGCUACAGAGUGAAACUCACUUCAUAUUGUUUUACUAUUGACUUUUGUUAACAAAAUACUUGAAGUACAGUAGGCUAUGUCUACUUGACCAGUUGUCUCAGGUUGUGCGACUUAGAUUUAAUUUAUUAAACUCACUUUAUAUUGUUUACUGCUGAUUGUUAUUUUAUUAUUGUUUACUGUUUAUUUUUGUUGCACUUCAAGUGUAGGAUAAAUCUGUUGCUGGUGAGGUGCAAUAAAUAUUACAAGGUUCUAUAACACAACUACCUGUCUGUUCUUAUCUAUUCAACUAACUCGAAUACUUCUCAGAAAAUUUCAAAUUGUUUGACAUACAACUUCUUUUUAAAGUAACGGAAAUAGUUACUUUCCCGGGUAACGAGUUACUUUUACUAUAGUGUAAUUCAGUUACUAACUCAGUUACUUUUUGGAAGAAGUAGUGAGUAACUAUAACUAAUUAUUUUUUUAACGUAACGUGCCCAACACUGUUUGUCACACAUCUGCCUGUCUGCCCUUGAAAGUGAAGAGCGGAAGGGGGGAUUCGGUAAGGGUGUGGCGACGCUGUUGCAAACGCGAUGAUGAUUGGAUAGGUGGCUGGGAGAGUUAACAAAGCAUCCGCAUUCUCGUUAGCAUUAGCAUUUAGCGUGGCAAGCAUCAUCUUAAACUCUCGGGCAACUUUUUUUUUUUCAUACAGUUCUUGGCGUCCAGAAGGGUACAAUUCAUUUUGAUUGUAAUAACCAAUUAGCUGCCAUUGACGGUGACAGACGUCCAAUCCAUUGUGUUGGAUGAAUGUUAGAAUACUGAACUUUUUCUAUGUAUACUUCAUUUUUUCAAAAAAUAAGUUUGGUACUCGUGAGUGUUUUGUGCACAAGUGAUGUACAAGGGAUGUUCCCGAUCCGAUCAAGUGUUGGAAAUCGGGUCUGAUCAUGUCAUUGUCCCGGGAUCGAAAUCGUGUGAAAAAGAUAAGGAUUUUUUUUUUAGAUUUAUUUAUUUUUAUGUUUAAUUUUCAAGGUCUACAAAGUAACAGAAUAAUGAAGAUGUACAAGGAUAUCAUCAAAUGAAAGAAUAAAAUAUGUUAUGUAGACAACAUGGCAACACAGCAGAAUCUGAAGUUAACACUGCCUGUUAUGCUAUAAUGUUAUGCUAGCUGUCCUGGCAAGCUAACGACGAAAUAGCAUCAUGCAAGAGUGCUAAUUUCUGUAAUAUGAACAUUUUUUACAUUACUUUCCCCCCGUCUUUAAUAGAUGGCCGCGUUAACAGAUCGGUACUCGAUAUCUGCAGAUCUUCGAAAUUGGAUGACUGAUUCGAACUACCGUAUUGGCCCGAAUAUAAGACGGCUUUGAUUAUAAGACGACCCCCUCUUUUUCAAGACUCAAUUUUGAAAAAAGACUUUUUGAACACCAAAUUAUUUUUAUACAGAAAAUAAUUACAGACCAUCUAUAAAAAAUCAUUAUAAAAAUAUUUGAGAGAAAAAACAUGCUAUUUUGCCUGAUUCAAAUCUUAAUAUCUGAACCUUUAAAUAUGUAAACUAAAUUGCAAUCACAUUCGUAAAUGAAUGGCUUCUGGUUUUUGAAAUGUAAAUAAACCAAUCUAUUGUAAUAAAACAACAAAAUUGCAAUAACUGCAAUAACCAUCAAAGUGAGGUCUAACUGUAACUGUAGUCUUGAAACAAAUCUGAAUAAGGAAAAACAUUGCAAUAAAAUAAUGCAAACUGGUUAAACUUGAGAGUAGCUGAGAUCUGUCAUGACAGAACAUCGCUUCAAUGAUAUCUGGCGCCAUCUAGCGUCGUGAAUGGGUAUAAUGUCUAGACCGCGAAUAUAAGACGACCCCCUCUUUUUCUGUCUUAUUUCAAUGCAAAAAACAUCGUCUUAUAUUUGGGCCAAUACGGUAUGUUGCAAAAAUAUGAGCUCGGGACUCACCACAGUAGGUAAAGCUCAAUGUAUUCAUAUACUGCACACACAGCUGUGCAGCAUAACAUUGAGCUGAUGGCUUACAUCUUCGUUGGACAGCGGGAUUUUUUUUUUUUUUGCAAGCACAUGGUGGCGGGGGAGAGUAAGGGCACUGAACAUGAGGCCAGUGUCUGUGAUGCACAUAUGGGAAAUGAAUGCCUCUUCAGGUGUAUAGUGGCAGGAAAUGUGAUGACAUGAUGAAUUGUGCCCAUAUAAGUGUGUUCUGUUAGUGUAUACCGGGGGGUGAAUGCCUCAAAGCUUGAGCUUUUCUGUUGACAGGUGUUUGACUUAAACCAUAAAUAUACAGUUCUUUGUGGAUUCGAAACAGCAUCUCAGCUCCAUGCUCUUCUGUGUGUGCCCCGACUGCUAAGUCAUGGAGCUCACGGUGCCCUGAGUGAGCCCCUCCCCUUCGAGAUUUCUACCAUGGACCAUUGCACUCCUACCUGACUGGACAGGUUCCGUGACAUGCAAUGUUUUACAAAAUUUACUGAUUACUGUCAAUACCAGAUUAUGCAUGUAAAACUAUACUGACUGCUAGGGAUGGACAUUUGGCUGAAUUUACUAGAUUUUUAGUGUGUUGAAAAAACUGCUGUUUUUUUUUUUUAGUGUAAUGGAAAAAUCUCUGACUGGUGUGAAUUAUUUUCAUUCCAGUCUUGUAUUGACCACAAUGCUUCUUGAGUAUUUGUCGUUGCGUGAAUGUAGCUCAACUCUCUCAUAUUCUUCAUUAGAUGCCAAACUACUUGAGAUUAAAUUAGCAGCACCAUUCUUGGCUGCAGCCACAGUUGCACUCGAUUUUUGUAUCCAUCAUAAUAGUGUCUCAGUUAACUCGGCUGCAUUGACGGUACUUGACGCCCAAUCCAUUUAGACUGGGAACGUUCGUUCAUUCGAAACCAGAGCAUUCACAGUCAUUCUGUCCGAUUUUCAGGGCAUUUACAGGUCACUUGCUGUUCAUUUUAGGGCAUUUACAAGUCAUUUUCUGUUGAGUUUGAGUCACUGUCUAUUCAUUUGGGUGAUUCCCAGGUCAUUUCCUAUUCUGUAACUCAAAAUAAACAGGAUGAGGCCCAUAAAAUACCCCAAAAUCAACAGGAAGUAACUGAAAAUGAAUAGGUAAAUGACCUUAAAUGGCAUUGGCUGCCACUACCGGCAAUAGACGUUCAAUCCGUUGAAAUUCGCCUCCCCAGAGAAGCCGCACGGAAACAGCGACAGCUGAACAAAGUGCCGCUCUGCCAAUGCUGCCUCCGCGCGCGGCAACCGGGAAGGCGGAACUUUGCGCGUUCAUCUCUGAUAUUAACCCUUUGUACUGACUCCAUGUUCCAAAAGUUUGAAAAAGACUCGCCGAAAGCUGGUUGACAAUAUAUUCGUCGACAAUGGUCAAAAACAAGGCAAAAACAGACGACGGAGGUACAAUUCUGGAUCCAAAGCAAGGCUACAUGUUUCAUCUCAGUGUCCAGUGUUUUUUAAGUCCAUGGGCUGGCCGAAGGUGUGUCCAGGCGUUGCUUUGGGAUCAUCCCUCUCUGGCCGGUUUCGGGCUGUUUAGGUUCGUGCGUGGAUGGGAUGUGGUUGCCACAGCGACCGACGCUGGUCUUGACGUCACAAGCGCCUGCUAUCAACUUUGUUAUCCGGGCUGGCACUACUUGUUUUAGGACAAAGCGCGCUGGCCUUUGUCCUUGUUCGUUUGUCAGGAGGACUGAUUGCCAGAGUUUGGUGCGUCAAUCUUGCUCGUGGCGCACACGUUUUGGGCUUCUGUGAUAAGAUGGCGUUGUGUAUCUAUUCUGUUUCUUUAAACUUUGGUGUGCUAUUUAUUUUACAUUAGGUGUGUUAGAGUAGUGCAGUCCUACAGUGAAUAUGAGAAAUGAUACUAUUCCCUGAUUGAUUAUAUUACGUGUGUUCGAGUAAUGCAAACAGUUAGACGGUGCCUACGAGAAACGGUAGGUGAUUAAAAUGGAUUGGACGUCUACUAAUGAUAAACUCAUUCCAAUUCACAGCAGAAGCUUGUUUUUCUGUUUAUUAGUUGUUUGUAAAAUAUCCUAGGAUUUCCUGACCAAUGUAUCGAUAAUCGUUGUAUUGCCAUAUCGUCAGAUCAUCGUUAUCGUGAGCUUUGUAUCGCAAACCAUAUCGUAUCGUGAGGUACCAAGAGGUUCCCACUCCUAGUCCCUAUGCAACCUUGGGUAGAACUGCUGUUUUUUAAUUAAAUUUCGCAUUCAUUUAUUUUCAAUUCCAAUUUUUUUUUCAAAAUUUCAUUUUAUUUUUUACAUAAAUAAAACCCAUCAAACACAUUACUUUUAAAUUAAGCCUUUUGCGAAAUAGGUGGGAAAACAGAACUUUUAUCAGCAUAAUCUGCCAACAAUUAGCCCAGAGAUAAACGAAUAGAGUAUUUAACUAAACAGCGUUGGCAAUCAUGUUUGAAUGAAUUGUUGCUAUCGAACAGGUGUGAAAGAUAUGUGAACAACAUGUAGCACGUACGCGUUCAGAUGAGCACACACAGCUCAUCAGAGCAUGUCAAAGCUGGCAGGAUCAGCAGUCUUCCUUGAUAAUUAGAAGGAGUGAGAGCAGCGUAAUUGCACUGGUGGUGACGUACAUGUACAAUUAGCCACUACACAGGUUCAUUAAGAAAACAGCAAAGGUCUGACAAUAUGAGUUGUUGCUUUGGCUUCAGCACAAUACAAUAUACUGACAUAGCAGACUGACGAGCCUGUCUGCGUCCUUCUGAGACAAUAUAUGUAUGUGUAAUUGCUUUCCCUUUAGAAAAUUUUCUGUCUUACAAGGUGUUGUCUGUCCCUUCAAGUAUCUAAAACUUUGAAUCUCAUUUUUGCUAUGAAACAAUAUCGGUUUUACUGUACAUUGCCUGCAUUAAUUAAAUUCAAAUUUACCGUUUUUAUCAAUUGUUAAUAGCAGUUAUAAUUUUGUUAUAUAGUCAUUGUUGCGUUGCAGCUAUCAUUAACUGUAUCCUUUAAGCAUUUCUGUCCGGAAUGGUGUUGAUAGCGCCUGUGUGUUUUGAAUGACAUUAAAGAGAAGUGCAUAGCGCAUUGUUUUUCAACUGGUGUGCCGUGAGAGAUCGUCAGGUGUGCCGCGACUUAAAAUUUGUUUUAAGAUUAAAUGUAUGAUGUGUGAAUGAAUUAAUACUUGACCAAAUAGUUUUCAAAUUUUAUUUAACAACUCACCUUGUAUAAAAUAAAAAAAUAAAAUGAAUUGUCUGUAUUAUACAGCAAAGAGCUUUAACAGAUUAAAGUGCCUCAGACUAACAAUGUGGCUCAAGUACCGUUUGGCAUAUUACCCAAAAUUAACUAACAAUUUAAAAAGCAGACAAGCACAACACAGUAACAAUAGCUAGUGUUUCAAAAAAUGUGUAAACAACUUGUCUGUUAAAUUGAACAUUUCACACAAACAAAUGCAGCAUUUGCAGUUUUACACUAAAUGGCCUGAAAGCUUUGUGAGAUAUAAAAAAAAAUGUCAAUUUUCACACACUUAACUUAAAAACAUUACACUAAACUGUGUGUCAAGGUGUUUAGAAACACUGCUUAAGUUAGCCAGUCAUACUCUAUAUUUUUUUAACCAACUGUUCAGGCAAACUAGCUUGUUGACAUUUUCAGAUAACAGAGCAGACCUUUUCUUUUGAACAAUGUGCCCUGUCAAAGAAAACAGUCUCUCGCAAGGAACGGUUGUGGCAGGUGUAACUAGAUACUUUUUUUGCAAGGUGGGCCAGCUUACUGUGGGCACCAGUGUGAGUAGAUCACCACUGUAGUGGACAUAAGUCGAUGCUGGCACUGCCUUGUACCUGUCUAGUGGUUUGUCAUUGGUUGUUGUUGUUGUUUGUUGUCAUUUGAUUUUCAAGGCCCUCGUCUUCGACUAUGAUAAUGGGUCUACAUUCCACAGUCUCUGGUUACCCAAGUAGCGAUAGCAGUAAUCAACCUCCUUGUUGUCUUUUUGUUGACAAGUCCGAGUCCGCACGCUACCAGUGUAGCUUGAUGACUGCGGCUUGUUCCCGCAGUGUUAGCGUCAUUGCUAACACUAGCGAAGAUAUGCUUUGCCCGAAGGUUGUACUUUAGGCUGGUUGAGCUUCGAUCAAAGGACAGUUCAUUACAGCAGUAUGUGCACACAACUUUGGUUUUAUCCAGAUUUCCAUUAGGCAGCUUUUAAAACGGAAUUUGCCAUGAAGCAGUCCUGGGUCAUCAUCCUCACUAAUCGUGGGUGGCUGCAUUUUGUCCUGCAUUGCCGCGCGGAGAAUGUAAACAUCAGCGUGUGAGACUACGGGAGGCAGUUGUGGCCAAACUUAGGGUGAGCGGUAAAUUGCGUUAUUUUUUAAAUGCGUUAAUAUUUCCAGAUUAAUCAUGGUCGUUAACGCGUUAUUGUUGACAGGCAUAAUAUAUAUACAUAUAUUGUAAUGUCCGUAACUGUGCUGGCCCUUGAAGGGGCCAUCAGACUGCGGAGUGGUGAAGUAGCAAGAAGCAAGCAAGGAAGAGGGGAGAACGGCGUGAGAGCAAGUUAGCAGUUGCAUGUUGCGGAUGCCGCUGUUAUGUUGUUUAUUAUUUUCCAUUGUUGCCACAAUAAAGUGGGAAAGUUGUCACCGACUCCUUUCUAUUUCCCCAUUCGGGGCUAUUACAAUAUUUUUUUACGUCGUCGGGCAGAGUUGCAGUAGGAAAGAAGGAAGGAAGGAGUAGGUAGAACGUUCUCGGUCGUGUGCAGAUGAGCGAAGUUUGCUUGUGUUGCGUUAAAAAACUGCUCGGAUUUCUAGUCAUCAACGAGCUUGCUGUCGCCGACAAUGUGGACCCCAACACGUCUACUGCUCAUUAUUUGGUUAGACUCGUCAUGUGUCGAUAUACUCGAAAGUGUCCUUUCUAUUUUAUCCAUAUGUGACGACCGUCAAUCCUCCCCCUGUGUUAUGUUACAACACAUUGUUGAGAACAGCAAGGUGACUAAUGGCUAAAAAUCCGAGCAGUUCUUGAACGCGACACGAGCAGCUAUUCAACAACAGCGCCAUGGUGCCAAGCAAGUUUAAACGUCAUCGCCAAACGAAACACCCGUCGCUUCAAAACAAGUCGAUGGAUUAUUUUGUUCGCCUUCGUGAAAACAGAGAAACAGGCAACUUUUUUUUUGUAAUAUAAAAACUACGAAGGAAAAUGAGAAAGCCCUCAAAGUGUGUUACCUUGUUGCUAAAUCCAAAAAGUCCGACACCGUGACAGGUACAUUAAUACUACCUGCCUACAAAGCCAUUGUCUGCGAGAUGCUCGGCCCUGAUGUGGUUAAAGACAUAGCUCAAGUCCCCCUGUCUGAUAAUUUCACACUGACUAAGUAUACAUACAGAGAAAUUAUUUUAUAAUUGAAUUAGGGCUGUCAAAAUUAUCGCGUUAACGGGCGGUAAUUAAUCACGUUAAAAUAUUUGACGCAAUUAACGCACAAAUGCCCCGCUCAAACAGAUUAAAAUGACAGCACAGUCAAAUGUGUACUUGUUGUGUUUUUUUGGAGUUUUGGCGCCCUCUGCUGGCGCUUGGGUGCGACUGAUUGUAUAGGCUUCAGCACCCAUGAGCAUUGUGUAAGUAAUUACUGACAUCAACAAUGGCGGGCUACUAGUUUAUUUUUUGAUUGAAAAUUUUACAAAUUAAAAUGAAAACAUGAAGAGGGGUUUUAAUAUAAAAUUCUAUAACUUGUACUAACAUUUAUCUUUUAAGAACUACAAGUCUUUCUAUCCAUGGAUCGCUUUAACAGAAUGUUAAUAAUGGUAAUGCCAUCUUGUUGAUUUAUUGUUAUAAUAAGAAAUACAGUACUUAUAUACCGUAUGUUGAAUGUAUAUAUCCAUCUUGCGUCUUAUCUUUCCAUUCCAACAAUAAUUUACAGAAAAAUAUGGCAUAUUUUUCAGAUGGUUUGAAUUGCGAUUAAUUGCGAUUAAUUACGAUUAAUAAAUCUUUAAGCUGUAAUUAACUCGAUUAAAAAUUUUAAUCGUUUGACACCCCUAAAUUGAAUAUACUGUACAGAAAAUAAUUUUGGAACAUUUUUGGUUUGUGGUGUGCCGCGAGAUUUUUUCCAAUGUAAAAACGUGCCGUGAGUCAAAAAAGGUUGAAAAACACUGGCAUAGAGAAUAAUGAGGGAUCAUGGAUGUGUUGGAAUAUGAGGAGACAAGAAAUGGGAAAAGAGGUAGAUAUAAGGAGACCACAGAGAAGAGUGAAAACAAAAUGGGAUAGUGCGGAGAGAGAAGGCAUGAUAAUGAGCCCUACCUCUGACACAUCCUCCUGUUUCUAUGGAGACCAAGGAACCAAUCCGGCGGCCUUGAUGAGGACUGUACUACUGAGAGUACGUAAGAGGGUGGAGAGGGGCGUACGCUGAUGCGUGGAGAGGUAAUACAUCUUCCUGUAGUUCUCCUGCUGGUUUUCAAGAGGCUACCUCCCCUGUUACUGUCUCCUGUCACCCAGCACGCUUUAAAGCUGCACUCUUCGUCAGGCCAUGUCGGUCCACCACACACUACUACUCCGCCAGCAUCACUAGAACCUUACACCACCCCCCACCCCCACAGCAGUCUCUUGGAUGCUCCUUGUUACAUCACACGCACUGCUCCCUGGUAGCCUGUGUUUGUGAGUGUUAAGUGAGAAGGAGAGUGAACGUGAGUGAGCACCGUGUGCGCACGCCGUCCCACCGUUAAGUCCCAUUGACCAGCGUUGAGGCAGGAUGGACAAACCAAGCGUGUGGCGUGCCGUGGUGAGCAGCACGGAUCCCCGGCGAAUGCGAGACCCGGGGUCCCAUCCCAGCAGACCAGGCUCUGCCAUCGGAUACCGGCUGUAUGACAUUGUGGAAGGGGAUGGACGGUCCAAUGAGAGCGGCCCUUCCCUAGAUGAAGGAGCAGGUUAUGGACCAGGUCCGGUGACUCACGGGUCAGUCAUCAGCCCUGACCGCUUUGACAGCGCCCUCUACAGCCACGGCGUUCAGCCUGGGCCUCAGAGACCCCGGCGACCGAAGCUCCAGCACUCGCAGUCCAUCCUUCGGAAACAAGCAGAGGAGGAGGCCAUCAAGCGCUCCCGCUCGCUAUCAGAGAGCUAUGAGCUCUCUGCUGAUCUUCAGGAUAAACAGGUGGAAAUGCUGGAGCGCAAAUAUGGAGGACGAUUCAUAACCCGGCAUGCGGCUCGCACGAUCCAGACUGCCUUUCGCCAGUAUCAAAUGAACAAGAAUUUUGAACGUCUCAGGAGCUCUAUGUCCGAGAAUCGUAUGUCCAGACGUAUCGUUCUCUCCAACAUGAGGAUGCAGUUAUCAUUCGAGGGUGCCGAGAAAGUGCACAGCUCGUACUUUGAAGGGAGACAGGUGUCCAUGACGGAGGAUGGCGCCCCAAUGUCCAUGUUGCAGACUGAAUGUGGGGAUAUACAGGUCCAUCAGCAGGCUAAUAUGGCAUCUCAUCCACCCACGCAGGGUGAUCUGACAGAUGCCAUCACGGAACUAGAGGACGCCUUCUCCAGGCAGGUCAAAUCCCUGGCCGAGUCCAUAGACGAUGCACUGAACUGCCGCAGCCUUCAGGGGGAUGAAGGUCCAGACCCUGAGGUGGAGAGAGAGGUUCCUUAUCAAGUGAAGCCUCACCGAAGGGCAGCUGGACACAUUCAGGAUGACGCCAUGGCAUCUUAUAGCGACGUCACACUGUUCAUCGACGAGGACGACAUGUCACCUCCCAUUGCUCUAUCGAGGUCGGGAGAACACCCCCCUGGUAUUGAAUCGGACAUGCGCUUGCGAUCAUUCAACUCCUCCCAGGACUACUGGCCUAUUGACCCUAAAGAUGAAGGUCGGGAUACGGAUACGAGCUGCCGCAGCACUCCUUCUCUUGAGUGCCAAGAGCAACGUCUGAGAAUGGACCAUCUUCCUUUGUUGACAAUAGAACCUCCUAGCGACAGUUCUGCAGAGCUCAGCGAUCGUUCCGAACGGGGCUCGGUCAAAAGGCCGCCUGUGUACGAAACGCACGGCCAUAUCGUAACGUCAUCCCAGGCAAGCCCCAAACAUAUUUCCCAUGGACCCCCGCCACGAGCACCGUCCCGUGAUGAGGAUGCUCCUCUACGUCACCGCCACCGCCAGCUGGAGAGCCACCUAGCUAUCAACGGCUCAGCUAACCGGCAGAGCAAAUCGGAGUCCGACUUUUCGGAUGGGGACAAUGACAGCGUCAACAGCACAUCUAACUCAAACGACACUAUUAACUGUAGUUCUGAGUCCUCGUCGAGGGACAGCCUACGAGAGCAGACGCUGAGCAAGCAAACUUACCACAAAGAGACACGAAACAGCUGGGAUUCGCCCAUCUUUAGCAACGAUGUGAUUCGUAAGAGACAUUAUCGUAUUGGCCUGAAUCUCUUCAACAAGAAGCCAGAGAAGGGAAUCCAGUACUUGACUGAGAGGGGCUUCAUUCCUGACACACCAGUUGGUGUUGCUCACUUCUUGCUGCAAAGAAAAGGCCUGAGUCGGCAGAUGAUUGGAGAAUUCCUAGGAAAUCGACAGAAACAGUUCAACAGGGAUGUUUUGGACUGUGUGGUAGAUGAAAUGGACUUUCAGAGCAUGGAGUUGGAUGAAGCCCUCAGGAAAUUUCAGAACCACAUCCGUGUCCAGGGAGAGGCCCAGAAGGUGGAGCGACUCAUUGAAGCUUUCAGCCAGCGAUACUGCAUCUGCAACCCUACAGUGGUGCGGCAAUUUCGGAACCCUGACACGAUCUUCAUCCUGGCUUUCGCCAUUAUCCUCCUCAACACAGACAUGUACAGCCCCAACGUCAAACCCGAGAGGAAGAUGAAGCUGGAAGAUUUCAUCAAAAAUUUAAGAGGUGUGGAUGAUGGUGAGGAUAUUCCCAGGGAGACUCUGGUUGGAAUCUAUGAGAGGAUCCGUAAGCGGGAGCUGAAGACCAAUGAAGACCAUGUCUCGCAGGUCCAGAAGGUUGAGAAGCUCAUCGUUGGGAAGAAACCAAUUGGAUCACUCCAUCAUGGCCUGGGAUGUGUUCUAUCGCUGCCCCAUCGCCGCUUGGUGUGUUACUGCCGCCUCUUUGAAGUGCCAGAUCCAAACAAGCUUCAGAAAUUGGGCCUGCAUCAGCGGGAGAUCUUCCUGUUCAAUGAUCUCCUUGUGGUCACAAAGAUUUUUCAGAAGAAGAAGAAUUCCGUGACGUACAGCUUCAGACAGUCCUUCUCUCUCUAUGGAAUGCAAGUUAUGCUGUUUGAAAACCAGUAUUACCCAAAUGGAAUCAGACUUACGUCAGCCAUCCCAGGUGCGGACAUCAAAGUCCUUAUCAACUUUAAUGCGCCCAACCCGCAAGACCGCAAAAAGUUCACAGAUGACCUGCGAGAGUCUAUCGCUGAGGUUCAGGAAAUGGAGAAAUACAGGAUAGAAUCCGAGCUUGAGAAGCAGAAAGGGGUUGUUAGGCCCAGCAUGUCGCAGAGCUCCGGCUUGAAAAAAGAGGCUGGUAACGGUAGCAUGAACCGUGCAAGUCUGGAUGACACCUACGCCAUGGGCGAAGGCCUGAAGAGGAGUGCCCUCAGCAGCUCCCUGCGAGAUCUCUCCGAAGCAGGCAAGCGGGGGCGUCGCAGCAGUGCAGGAUCACUAGACAGCAAUAUGGAAGGGUCCAUCAUUAGCAGCCCGCACACACGCCGAAGAGCCGCCACCCCGCGUGAGGGCGCACCCCGCGAGCAUCCUUCUCUCCCUAACUCUGCCUCCACCUCCAUCCUCGGGUCGCUGUUUGGCAGCAAGAGGGGCAAACCGUCCUCGCAGAGCCACUCUCCUUACCCGCCGCCAGGCCACCCCACGCUCAUAUCCCACAAGCCUCACCCGACCAACCUGCACCACACGGCACAGGCGGUACACGGCGCGCAGGCGCCGCACCACGGCCACCACCCGCAGUACUGCCAAGUCCCUCAGAACCCGCCACCUUAUCACCACCAUCACCACUACCACCCGCCGCCCCACACGCAGUACCACAAGCACCCCGCCUACUCCUCACACGCGCAUCAGCACAGCCACUACAGCCAGCAUUCCCAUCACACCUCCCAUUCCCAGCACGCCCCGCAUCCCCACAGUACCCAGCAAGCAGGAACGGCACCCGGAGGACCCAAAAAACACAGUGGCAUCAGCACCGUAGUGUGAUAACGUGAGGGCAUCGCAAAGGGACUGUAUCUGACACCAAAGGGACUGACUUACGGCGCGACUCUACGGCCUGUCCACUGUGUUUUACUGCUGCUGCCAUGAAAACCAUGUCCAACUAAUAAGCAGGAUGGACAUUUGGACCACAAUUUCCCACCAGGGGCCUUUAUUACUAGUUUGUUUAAAUCCGGGUCUGAGCUCUCUCCCUUUCCCCUCAUCAGGGUGGCGGGUGGAUCUGUACAGGAAGACACAUUGUUGUUCCCAGUUCGCACACAUCGCCGGGGUGCCCCCUUCCACAUAUAAUCAGGAGGGAAAAAAACACUUCGGCACGCCAAUGGUAGGCAUUGUGGUGCGCAACUUUUUCGGUUUUGCCAGUCCCACGGAUACUAUUUUCCCUUGCCUCCGAUAAAGCUCACAUGUAAUUAAAAUAUAAUCAUUUGACUUCAAACCGGAGGACAGGUAAGCAACGUCUUGAGUCCUAUUAGUUCUAGUGCUGUAUUUACUGUAGAUGACAGCUGUAUGUGUUGUCUCCUAGCGCUCAUACAUAAAUGUGCCAAUUAUUGAUGCAUAAUCUAUUUAGUCAAGACUUCCUGUACAGUAUGUCGUGCGUCAUUUGUAAGAUUAUACUUACAAUUAUUAUUAUCAGCAAAAGUAUCAGUAUUAUACUGACUCUGGGUAGAGGAAGCAGUGAAAUCAGCCUAUAAUCUUAUCUUGGAAGUUUGAAAGCUCUGAGAUGGCAGCUGUUGCACGUGGACAAAAUCAACUUUAAAGAGCGAAUUUGUCAUUGCAACAAAUAGAAUUGUAUUUUCUAUACAAUUGUCGUUUGUAAAGCAGUAGAUGCUGAAAAUUACGACAUUUUCUCACAUUUAGCGAAACAAAGUGUUUAAAAUGUGGUGUAAAAUUUUUAGUCACUUUUUUUUGCACAUUUAAAACAUUAUUUAGCAACUUAAAUAUUUUUUUAAAAUAAGAAGUGUGCGGAAGCGUAUUGCAUUCACAUGAAAAAGGGAAAAAAAUGGGGGGGCUGUUUUUGAAUUAAUUUUUUUUCAACUCUGUUUUUCUGACAAAUUUAUUUUUGGGGCUGUUUUUUGAAUUUUUUUUUUUUUUUUUUAUCAACUCUUCGUUUUUCUGAGUAAUUUAUUUUUGAGGUCGUUUUUUCAAUUAAAUUUUUUUCCUAACUUUGUUGUUCUGAAUAAUUUAUUUUUAGGUUUGUUUUUUUAAUUAAUUUUUUUUCCAACUUUGUUUUUCAAAAUAAUUCAUUUUUAGGUUUGUUUUUUUGAUUUUUUUUUUCUUUUUCUUGGUAGCCAUUAGCAUUAGCCAAGCUCAGGAAAAAAUAUUUAUUUGAAAAACAGCCCUUUGAAGGUCUCGCGAGAGGUGUCUUCCAGUAUUGAACUUGCAGGAUAGAAUUCGUGCGAGACUUACAAGUGCUUGAAUUUUGAAUAAAUAUUUUUUCCUCUGGAGCCAAGCUCAGGAAAAAAAAUUAAUAAAAAAAAACAAACCCAAAAAUAAAUUAUUUUGGAAAACAAGGUUGGAAAAAAAUUAAUUCAAAAAACAAACCCAAAAAUAAAUUGUUUUGAAAAACAAAAUUGGAAAAAAAUUAGUUCAAAAAGCAAACCCAAAAAUAAAUUAUUUUGAAAAACAAAGUUGGAAAAAAAUUAAUUAAAAAAAAAAAACCCAAAAACAAAUUAUUUUGAAAAACAAAGUUGGAAAAAAAUUUAUUUAAAAAAAUAAACCCAAAAAGAAAUUAUUUUGAAAAACAAAGUUGGAAAAAAAUUAUUUAAAAAAAACAAACCCGAAAAUAAAUUAUUUUGAAAAACUAGGUUGGAAAAAACAAAUUAAUUCAAAAAACAAACCCAAAAAUAAAUUACUCAGAAAAACGGACAGUUGAAAAAAAUUUAAUUCAAAAAACAGCCCCCCAUUUUCUUAUUUUUCAUGUGAAUGCAAUACGCUUCCGUAGUUUUGGACCUGAUUGUUUAAAUCCAGAACUAAAUAUUUAAUUUAAAUCUUAAAUUUAUGUCCUGCAUCCUAAAUGUUAAAUCUGGAAACGGUUGGAACUAAAUAUUUAGCUUAAUAUACAAAUUCACAUGACUGGAGACCGGAAGUAACAAAAUAAAAGCUGGCGCACUUAAAAUACUCUUUAAAUAGUUUCUCCUAAAUGUGUAUUUUAGCUAUAUAUUGCUAUAAUCACAAUGACCCAUGUCCAAGAGCCGACCGACUGCCACCGUUGAGUAGGUUUUAUUCAUUUUUAAUCAACGUAACUAGACAGUCUGAGUUGCUCCAGCUUUUAUUUUGUUACUUCCGGUCUCCAGUCACGUGAAUUUGCGUAUUAAGCUAAAUAUUUAGUUCCAACCGUUUCCAGAUUUAACAUUUGAGAUAUAGGAUAGAAAUUUAUGAUUAAAAUUAAAUAUUUAGUUCUGGAUUUAAACAGUCAUGUCUAAAACUUCUCAUUAAAAACUAAAUAUUUAAGUUGCUGUUUUCCGAAAUUUCCAGGUUCGCGGUGAAUCAGUAACAGGCACACUUUUGCUCAAUAGACAAUGUUUAUUGAUUAGAAAAUGCAGAAUAAAUGAGAUUCAUUGAUUACAAUCCACAAGAGCAAGCAACAAGUAUCAAAAACAAGCAGAACA
Molecule: messenger RNA, 21101 nt
Organism: Corythoichthys intestinalis (scribbled pipefish)
Lineage: Eukaryota; Metazoa; Chordata; Actinopteri; Syngnathiformes; Syngnathidae
Product: IQ motif and SEC7 domain-containing protein 1-like
Exons: 14
Coding region: 15064-18483 (1139 amino acids)
Biological process (GO): actin cytoskeleton organization; regulation of ARF protein signal transduction
Molecular function (GO): protein binding; guanyl-nucleotide exchange factor activity
Source: RefSeq, a predicted model, not a curated record